AUGCGAUCGCAUUUUACUCCACGUCUGAUUGCAGCUGUAACUAGUGGGUUAGUUAUCGUCCUCACGGUCUUCUUUUUCUUCUAUCAAACUGCACCGUUCUUUGCGCGUGAAAUCAGUCACAAGGCAUCCUCGCUUCCCUCGGACACUGAUACCUCAUCGCAUUUUGCUCCACGACAGAACAUUUGGGCAGAUCUAUCCGAUCGCGAAGUGGUGGACGUUUUAAAAUACGUCCAUUCAGUUGCCUCUGAUCUUAAUCUCACGGCUGCCGUGAAUGCUACACUGUGGGAUAACUUUGUUCAUGGAAUUGAACUUUCUCGGCCCACCAAGAAGGACGCCCUGAGAUAUAUCAUCGGUGUAUCUGAAAUCCCUACCCCAAGAUACGCGCGAAUUGCCAUCCAUCACGGCACAUCGUCUCGGGUAUACUGGGAUGAGUACAUUGUGGGACCGUUGCCACUGUCUGAAAGCACAAAGUUAAAGCCCCUGGAAUACAGUCAUCGAACAGACAUUGAACACCCUCAAAAUCUUGUACCAGACGGAAUUUCUUUCAAGCAAUGGCCCUACUCAAUCGCUCAAUCCGUGGCCGAUAUCACGCAGGAUCUCCUUGGAAGCACAAUCAACGCAGACGGAAAGCUCGAUCCGGAUGGUCUGGAAGUGAGCUUCCGCGACCCCUGGGUUGAAGAUGGUCACAUCCUCCGUUGGUGUAGUUUCCAGCGGGCUGGAACCCGCGCCGAAGCAGGAACCCUUCUUCCACAAGGCCUUUAUGUCAAGCUAGACACCACUGGACGAGAUCCAACCAAAUGGAAGGUUCUCAGGUGGUAUUACAAUGGACAUUUGUAUAAAUCCACGGAGGAGUUUCGCGCUGCAUGGCAAUCACCCGGGUUCGAGAAAUUGCCUCCUAACCAUGAUGGGCCGUGGACCACCAUUGAGGACUUUUCAUCUCAUGCGUAUGAGCGAGAAAAGCCAGCGCCUAUCAUGAUCCACACAGGGAAGCCACGGUAUCAACUAGAUCGGCACGCUCAGUAUGUAUCAUGGAUGGGGUUUACCUUUUACUGGGCAUUUGCGCAGGCGACGGGCAUUACCUUGUUUGACGUACGCUUCCAAGGCGAGCGUAUUCUAUACGAACUAGGCCUUCAGGAAGCCAUGGCGCAGUAUGCCGGUAGCGAUCCAUUACAGGGAGCGGCGGCAUACUUGGAUACGUUCUUUGGCAUGGGUCGUGCAAUGUUCGAGUUGGUUCCCGGCUACGACUGUCCCGCUUAUGCGGACUUUAUGGACACAAUUAUAUAUGAUGCUGAGCGCACCCAAAGACGACAAAAAACCAUAUGUUUGUUCGAGUAUACAGCGGAUUAUCCCUUGCAGCGACACUCAACAUCAUUCUAUGUGACCAUUUCUCGGAAUAAUUACCUUGUGCUGCGAACUACGGCGGUAGUCGGAAACUAUGACUACACCGUUGACUAUAUAUUCUAUCUAGAUGGAAGCAUCGAGGUCAAAGUACGGGCCAGUGGUUACAUUCAAGGCGCAUAUUUGAUGCCUGGGGAAACCCAAGAAUAUGGCUUCCGCGUACAUGACCAAUUCUCAACUAGCAUGCACGAUCACGUCAUCAACUUCAAGGCCGAUUUUGACAUCGUUGAUUCCCGAAAUACCCUCAUGAAAGUGAAUAUAGAGCCAAAGACCAAAUCCUACCCCUGGUCAGAAGGGGAAGAACUGCACACUAUGAGCCUCAGCAGUGCUCCUGUUUUGAAGGAAACUGGCUUCAAUUGGCCUGCAAACUCGCAAUCUAUGUAUGUUGUGACAAACAACCGUUCGCAGAAUAAGUGGGGAGAGACCCGCGGCUACCGUAUCAUGCCUGGCUCGGGAAUGGGCACACCGGCACACCUGGCCUUCGAAGGCUCCCGCAGUCUAGGCAAAGCGGCGGCAUGGGCUAUCAAAGACCUUUGGGUGACGAAACAGAAGGAUGAUGAAGUGCGAAGUGCCAGUCCGCGCAAUGUCUUCAGCACGGAUCGUCCUAUGGUUGAUUUCAGUCAGUAUCUAGAUGACGAGGAUAUCGUACAAGAAGAUCUUGUGAUAUGGUUCAAUUUGGGAAACCACCACGUACCGCACUCGGGAGACAUCCCCAAUACUCUGCAGCACACAAGUUCCAGCUCUGCCAUGCUCAUGCCAUUCAAUUUUCAUGACCGCGACCCCAGCCGUAAGAGCGCGCAGGGGGUUCGCGUAGAUCUUGCGGGAAAGAAGUCGGGGACAGCGAAGGCCGAGUUCUUCGGUCAUCACUACGAGCACAGCUUCGUGCUAGAUGAGAGUCAUAUAGUUCCUAAUUUGACCGCAUAUGGGGCUGAAGAGCACCAUGUGAGAAAAUUUCCAUACACCGAAGAUAUGCUAGCCAUGUAA
This is a messenger RNA of Penicillium coprophilum, 2382 nucleotides long. RefSeq names its product membrane copper amine oxidase. The record is from RefSeq and is a predicted model, not a curated record. Gene Ontology annotation, biological process: amine metabolic process. The transcript is spliced from 4 exons. NCBI's taxonomy places the organism in Eukaryota, Fungi, Ascomycota, Eurotiomycetes, Eurotiales, Aspergillaceae. Gene Ontology annotation, cellular component: plasma membrane. Gene Ontology annotation, molecular function: quinone binding; copper ion binding; primary methylamine oxidase activity. Bases 1 to 2382 code for a protein of 793 amino acids.